AUGCCUCCGAACCGCACUGCGCAGACCUCGACCGAAGUUAAAAAGGCAUACAAGAAGAACGGCGCUGCAAUAUCUGAGCGCACCCACAAGCAGCUGCAGCGCGGACAUGACUUGGAAGAGCGCGCGGCGCGCGAGCGCGAAGCCGAGAAGAGGCGCAAGGCGGUGAAGGAGAAGCGCGAGGAAAGAGAGCGCAAGGAAAAGGCCGCGAGACAACAGCUUGGUGUUGGGCUAGCCACUCAGAUGAUCGGGUAUAGCCACACGCAGGCGCACCUAAAGAAGGGCAUGGAGGCGUUCUUGGGUGUCAACAAGAAAAGGCAGGAUGAUGAGAGGACAAGGAGGGAAAUGGAGGCAAGAUCGAGAGAAGAAGAACUGUCUAAGAAAUUGGAGGCCAUCGCGCAAAACAUCGAAGAGGAACCGUUUGAUGACGAUGACAUGGAAGACGUAAUGUUGCAUCUACCCGUGUUGGCUGAGCAGUGCGGAGAAAGCUGGGACGAAGAUUUGGACGACAACACACUCCUUGAAGUACAUGAUCUGGUCAUGUCGGAUCCGAUUGAAGAGCCUGCGCAUGAACCUAUAUCAGUCCUUCCCUGUCCUGCAACCGCACAGCCUACCCCCCAGGCUGCAGCAAACAGUCCUCAACCACCGAAUGUGUCACCGCAAAACGCCACGACGUCCAGCUCGAAGACACAAUUAUUACUCGGAGCGGACACACUGAACACCCAGCCGCCGAAGCUUGAUGUUGGGAGCGGAGAUAUGGAGUUUACCCGCACACAUGGCCCCAUAAACAAAGCAGUGGAAGCUGUACUAGGCGAGCUGCCUGGCGAGACCAUCGAGCUCCUGUCACAAGAUACAGUCGCACUCACGUCAGACUGGAAUCCUGCGCAAGGCCUGCUUUACAAGCUCAAUCCUCUUGGGCUGCCCCCGCAUCGAUUGAGGGUCAAGGUGGGAUGCGUCGUGGUGUGUUUGAGAGAUCUGAACACAAGCAGCCAGCUGUCUAAGAGUCAGCAUGUGCGAGUCUUAAGAGUGGAGAAUGAGCGGUUGGAUUGCCUUACACUGGAUGGUCAGCUUGCAGGCACUCAGACCGUCAUUACUCGUGUCCCGUUUCCAGCGAAGUAUCGGAAUGAUGACAGAUUCCCUUUUACGAGAACCCAAUAUCCCGUGCGUGUCGCAACCGACUAUGCUCUACCAGACAUAUCGCGAGAGCCUGCGCAGCCUGGCUUCAAGCUGCCUUCAAUCAACGGAAGGCCGCGACCGUCAGCCUCGGUGAAGAUGGCACCUCCACCUUCGAUCAAACCAAGAAUUCAAGCGAGCUCAAACCCUGGCUUCAAGUUUCCAGGCAUCCCUGCUUCCAAAGUGCCACUCCCAAAACCCUCUGCACCUGUAAAAACCACCAUAUCCAGUAUUUGUACACUGGAUGGGUGGGACGACUUUCUCGAAAGUGGUACGCAGAUUGCACGCGAACUCUCCGCAGAAACCACAAGCAUGAACUCAGUGUCGAACACUCUUGUCCGGCCAUCGCCGAUUGCCGAAACUUCGCCCCCGUUCUCGACACAGGACCUCGACUUUUCGCUAGACGACCUGGAGGAUGAGCCGCAGGUACAGCUUGUAACCAAAUCUACUAAAACUACGGAGGCUGUUACACCAACCAGAACAAUCAAAUUCCCACCUUCAGUCCGGCCUGGACCACUGUCAAGGACUGCAAACAUACGCAGGAUCGAUACGCAGUCCGAUCGUAUGCCUCAUCUCCUGGUUCAGCCGCAGAAAUCGACACUGCUGAAGUCGAAAAAGCAGAUGGAACCACCACCUAAACCUACAAUACUCGCUAAGAAGCCUUGUGCGCCGGCAUCACGCCUCGCCUCACCUCCUCUGUCAGUAACGACGGCCACUACGUCGAGGGCUUUCGAUGACUUUGGCAUGUCUACGCAAGACGCCACUUCCUUCUUCGACGACGACGAUGACCUGGCUUUUGGAUCACCGUCCAUUGCUGUAUGA
Ascochyta rabiei is the source of this 1992-nucleotide messenger RNA. RefSeq lists its product as uncharacterized. The transcript has a single exon. The record is from RefSeq and is a predicted model, not a curated record. NCBI's taxonomy places the organism in Eukaryota, Fungi, Ascomycota, Dothideomycetes, Pleosporales, Didymellaceae. The coding region runs from base 1 to 1992 and encodes 663 amino acids.